AUGCCGCCCCUCUCUCGAGGGCCCGAACUCUCACCUGUAUCCACGACGAGCGAGUGGUCCGGUGUAAACACUUAUAACCAACUCCCCCGGAACGACGGCCCCUUCGCGAAUGUGCCUAUGAAGCCUCCGGGUGACGAAUACCUACCCUCUAAACCUCAGCCGUCGAUGCGUCCUCCUCCGAAUGCGGGCAUGAAUUUCGCUCCUCCAUCGUUGGAUGCCAUGGGACAACGCCGUCCGUCUGAAUCAGGCUCCCGAGGUUCCUCACGCGCCGGAUCUAUAGCCAAUUCCCGUUCCAGUGAUGGCACCAUCUCGGACGAACAAAGCAGAAAAUACCGGAGGAUGGAAGCAGAGCUGUUUCAGCACUAUACAAUUCUGAAAAGUUUUCUCAAGGGCGCUUCUCAGGCUCCUCCGCGCCCUAACAAGGCUCGAGAUAAGCUCCUACGACUGUCGCCCGUCCAGUUCCACGAACUGAGCACAGAUGUCUUUGACGAGUUACAAAGAAGACAAGCUUCCGUCCCCCUUCCUGGCCGCCCACCGCGACAACAAAACAUUCCGCCCUUCCUCCAACCACGACCUGAUUUCCACGAGAAGAGAAAUCAGGCCAGGCAAAAGCUCUCGUCGCUGCAACCCCCCAGGUUCCGCGACCUGUCGACUGACGUCUUUUGCGAGUUGGAACGCAGAUUCCCACAAUUUGCGAGACCGGACGGCGGAAGGAGAGACAGUGGCCGUUCGCAAUCCAGAGGUCCAGCAGCCUCCUCCAGAGAUGGGUUGCCUGCCCCAGGUAAUGGCUUUGGCGUACCACCCAGAACCCAGUCGUUCGGUUCAAAUGGCGCACCAAACUAUCCUCAGAGGCAAGAAUCGGUGUCCAGUCUUCCUCAGUUCGAUAAUCCUCCCCCGCCCGGCGACUAUGGGCGGCCAAUGGCGAAGCAAUUUCAGAGUAACACCAUCACACCCAAUAAAAGUAUGAUGGUCGAGGAUGAGGACGAUUCUCAGGCCACGGAGUCGAAAUACGAUCGAUCUAGCGAUGCUUUCGGGCUUGAAAGCUCUCUUACGAGUCCAAGGAGCGAUAGGGAUACAUCAGCGACGUCGCAGAGUGCUGCCAGCAUGAACUUUCCCAAACCCAGCGUCCCCAGUUUGACCGAAUUACAAGAGAAGGUUUCCGAUCUGGAAUCAAACCUUGAAUCAAGGGACGAGGAACUCCGUCAGCUGAAGAGGGAGAACGAAGAAUGGACUGUUACAAAGCAGGAUUUGGAGAGAAGGCUUGAAGAGGCAGAAAACUUGAACAAGUCGCUCAAGGAGGAGAUCGAGAAGCUUAGGGCAGAAACACCACACUACAGCGGUGACAAUGUGCUUUGGAAGACCAAAUUCCUUAAAUUGGAUCACGAUCAUGGGAUCCUGCGGGAGCAGCUGGCGCAACAACAGCAGUUGACAGAGGAAGUCAGCAGACAGGGCCAGGCAUACCUUGAAGAAAUGAGAGCCAUGGCGGACUCUGGCGGAGGCAAUUUGGAACGAGAAGAGAAGCUGCAGAUCGAUGUCCAGAAGCUCGAAGAGGAAGUCAAGAGUUGGAAAGCCCGGUACGUGAAGGCCAAAGCACAGCUUCGAAGCGUCCGUACUAGCUCGCUAGGGCUCAGCAUUGCCCGACCCGAUGCAAGUCAGCAUGCAAUGGCUCUUCAGGAUCGGGACGGACUGGUCAAGGACGUCCACGUCACCAAGUUCCAGAUCGCAAUUGAUGAGCUGCUUCAAAUUGCCAGAUCUGAUAGACCAACAGCUGUGCUCGACCAUAUGAAAACGGUGGUGUUAGCAGUGCGUGGGAUCACGUCAGACAUCGACGCCGGAUUAUCAACAGAAAAGGAUGAGGAAAUGGCCAAGCGACGACUCAAGCUCAAGACCAAGGUCUCGGCUACAGCGAACAAUUUGAUCACAGCUUCAAAGAAUUUUGCCUCCGCGAGUGGUCUCUCCCCUCUGAGUCUUCUCGACGCCGCGGCUUCGCAUUUGACGGCAGCUGUUGUUGAUCUCCUUCACACCGUCAAGAUUCGGCCAACCCCAGCAGGGGAGCUGGAAGACGACGAUGAACCGACGUUGGAACCGCUGCAAAGCAACGGUUACUUCAACGUUGCCGAGACCUUAAGAAGGCGGAGCGAGGUUGAAAGCAUCUAUAGCGCUCUCAGUACGCCAUCGGCGACGAGGAAUGUGUCCAAUCGAGCCGGGUCAGGUCUCCUUCCACGCAGUAUAUCGACUUUAAUGAAUGGCACCGGACUGGGGAUCAAAGCGGAGUAUGCGACCACUCAAGAGGAGGCUGAUCUGGAGGAUCUCAAGAUGUACCUCGAAGAUCAGACUGAUGGAUUGGUUCAAUCUAUCACCUCAUUGGUCGAUACCAUCCGGAAGGACGAUGCCAUGACCACGAUCCAAAAUCAUAUGACCACAAUCUCUACCACGAUUGAAAACAUUGUGAACUCGGUGGACAGGACUGGGAACGAGCCUUCUUCAUACCAGGCAACUUUGAGAGAGAAAUCAGGCCCGAUUGUUGACAUUCUGCGAGAAUGCCGAGAGCAGAUGUUACAAGCAGGCAACGAAUCUCCCGAAGACAAGGAAGUCCUUCAGCAACUACCUCCUCUUUCCUUCAAGAUCGCACGUGAGACCAAGGAACUGGUAUCUAGAGUAAUGGCCAUUGAAGCUGGGCCUGUGAAGAGCGGCGAUGAUGAUUUUAGCUAA
This is a messenger RNA of Fonsecaea nubica, 2712 nucleotides long. RefSeq lists its product as hypothetical. Gene Ontology annotation, molecular function: MAP kinase scaffold activity. The record is from RefSeq and is a predicted model, not a curated record. Gene Ontology annotation, cellular component: actomyosin contractile ring; cell cortex of growing cell tip. Lineage: Eukaryota; Fungi; Ascomycota; Eurotiomycetes; Chaetothyriales; Herpotrichiellaceae. Bases 1 to 2712 code for a protein of 903 amino acids. The transcript has 2 exons.